AAAAAAAAAAACCAGAAAAAAAAAAAGCAAAAGUCAACUCUACCUCAUACCGGUGGACUCUCAUCCGACCCAUCGCAACCUGGAAGAAGGUGACCGGGAACUCCCUCCUUUGUCUCGCCUGAUCUUUUCCAUUCUGCCACCAUGUUCUCUUCUUGGUCCUUUGUCCCGACCUUUGUAUCUCGGAUUGUCCUAUAACGCGCUGCUGUGAUCGUGGCUGUGGACGUGCGCUCUACCCCGCCGGAGUAAAGACAACCUGGCAUAAGGUGACAACAAUCAUCCCCUGUCCAGCUGUACACCUGCAAAUCUGCGACAUACCGAAUUCGUUAUCACUUGGAUCGUCUUUCUCUCCUUUAAGCACCUAACCUGUGCUUCGUCCGACUUUAAGUUCUCUUUCUCUGACAAAUUACUUUAACCCUCUUCUGACCGUGCCUCAUACUGCCGCCAUGGGGAACCCCCCCGCCGCCAUCAUCAUUGCUAGGCACGGCGCUCGCCUUGACGCUGCCGACAAGAAUUGGCAUUUGACAUCGCCCACUCCUUACGACCCUCCCCUCUCCUACGGCGGCUGGCUACAGUCUCGCGCUCUCGGUGCUAGAAUCGUCGAUCUUCUGCAGACUUUAAGUGAUGAUGCAGACAUCGCGACCUCAUGCGAAGACGUGCAAAAUCGAUUCCCUGGCGCGAAGAAUACAAAGCGCAAGCGUCGCAUUGUCAUCCAUACCUCCCCAUUCCUUCGCUGCCUCCAGACAGCUAUCGCAGUGAGCUCGGGAAUCUGCCAAAAUUCCCCUGAGCCUGAAGACUAUCAUCCGUAUGCCUCAAUUGCAGAACAGAUUCGCGACGCGACUCCUCAUUCCCUGAAAAAUCGGACCUUGCACACUCUUUCCAGCUCGAGCCAGAGAACCAGCCUGGACAAUACACGGUGCCUUUUGCGUGUCGACGCUUUUCUUGGUGAAUGGCUCAGUCCUGACUAUUUCGAACAAAUUGUUCCUCCCCCUUCAUCUGACCGACUGAUCGCCGCUGCCAAGAUCGAGUUGCUACGCCGCGAGCAGAGCUUUGUCCCCGAGGCAGACAUCAUUACCCGACCAUCUCUCGGGUUCUUCCCCGGUGGCUGGGGAAGCGCCUCAACUCCGGUUUCUCCUGCUGCAGAUCUCCCCGCGACCAGCAAAAAUGGAUUCACGUCAACCACGGAUGCGGCGCCGGCGCUGAGACAUCGCGCCGGUAGCGACACCGUGAGCGCGGGUGAAGCCUCGCGCGGCCCCAAAUUACUGGGCCGAAUUAACACCAACCUAGCGACGAUUCACGAUAGCGCAUAUGUGCCUCCGACUCCUAGCUAUGCUAUUUCUCCUUCCGACCCGAUUCCUGCUGGCUACGUGACGCAUGCCCGUGAUGCUUGUGUGAAGGUUGACUAUCAGUGGGACAGCAUGCGCAGUGAUCUCAACUGGGGCAGUGGAGGGGAUUACGGAGAGGAAUGGAGCACAAUGCAUGCACGGGUUCGCAAUGGGCUGGAAUGUAUGGUCAACUGGUACGACGAGCAUGGCCUGUCGGCCUCUACCACCACCAGUCACAAUCAACAGCGCUCGCAGUUCUUAGACGGGACCGGAGAGACCUCUGAAGAUGCUGACGAUGACACUGAGACGAUCUUGGUUGUGAUCACUCAUGGAGCUGGUUGCAACGCUCUCAUUGGAGCUAUCUCCGGGGAGCCAGCGCUUGUGGAUAUCGCUACGGCGUCUCUCACCCUGGCAGUGCGCCAGCAUGAUUUACCCGAAUCCGUCGGAACCGCCUCCACGGCGUCUGUUGGGUCUCUGGGAUCCGAACAGUCUCUGGAUGAGCUGUCCCCCUUACAAAGCUAUCGCUUGAAAAAGAUAGCAUCUACCGAGCAUUUACGGAGCGGGGUUAGUAAUCCUGUGGUCUCGUCACCCGUCAACCUUAGCUCGCCGGGUAUCCCGACCUAUCGGGCGCGGACUGCCCCACGCAAGUCGUUGUCACAGGGAAUGUUUAUCAUCGGCCCCUCCUCGACGUCUGGCAUGGGGUCGCAGUCGUGGAAGGCGGCGCGGCCCUCGACGGCCGUGGCCCUCGGUGGUUCGACAGGGCUAUGGGGAUCCGUGUCUGUCUCAGCUGAGCCCGCAGAUGACAUUGUGCCCAACUUUGGCGACUGGACGACGCCAGCAUCUUCGUCUGCGAAUGGAAACAGUCACCGUGCGGAUCCAGCCCCCGCCACCGAGCAAACCCGGACCAAUAACCUGCCGCAACGCACGAUGUCGCAGCGUGGUCUGUGGGGGAGCGAACCCGUGCUCAAGGAUCGGGAAGCGGGCACCAAACGGCGUUGGACCGUGACGGAACGACGACGGCCGUAAUUUUGGCAUCCGCUGUGAUAGGCACAUUAGCUUCUUGGCGCUGGCGCAUUGUCCUUGACAUCAAUCAUGAUUUAUGAACUACUGAGGCGCAUGUAGCUUGCAAUUUCGGCUUUCUUUGAGGGGAGGAUGCAUGUACUAAUACAACUAUGGCUUUCAAACACAUAUACCCAAUCAAUCAAGCCAAGAUCAUUCC
Aspergillus saccharolyticus JOP 1030-1 is the source of this 2541-nucleotide messenger RNA. RefSeq lists its product as uncharacterized. The record is from RefSeq and is a predicted model, not a curated record. Bases 444 to 2348 code for a protein of 634 amino acids. The transcript has 2 exons. NCBI's taxonomy places the organism in Eukaryota, Fungi, Ascomycota, Eurotiomycetes, Eurotiales, Aspergillaceae.